Messenger RNA from Guillardia theta CCMP2712, 1059 nucleotides. RefSeq lists its product as hypothetical. The coding region runs from base 1 to 1059 and encodes 352 amino acids. NCBI's taxonomy places the organism in Eukaryota, Cryptophyceae, Pyrenomonadales, Geminigeraceae. The record is from RefSeq and is a predicted model, not a curated record. The transcript has a single exon.
AUGUCAGGCUCUGCGCAGGUUGCAUCCUCGGUGGAUCUCCGGGCGAGGUGGGGCGCUUUCGAGUCGGCGUGGGGCAAGCACAGGGACAUGGCAGGGCUGUUCUCUCGCGGGGGGCUGCCCUCCAACACGGCGAGCAAGCUGAACCGGGAGGGGGUGGCAGCGUCCUGCACUCCCGCGGUGCAGGUCCUGGAGCCGGAGUCCCCGUUCGCGCUGUACGGGGUGACGAUCAAGGCGUGCGGGGAGAGGAGGCCCUCCUUGCAGGUGGCGGGCAGGGCGUCCUCCGUGUUGAAGACCAACUCGUUCGUCUCGGGCUCUCUGCUCGAGCAGGACGCCGCGGACGUGAUGGGGUCCUACGGGGAGCUGGGCAAGGCUUGGCGGUACGCCUCUAGGGCCAUCCAGGCCCAGAGCCCCGAGGCCAGCGUGGUGCUCUCCUUCUGCUGCGACAAGGCGGCGACCGUGGGGACCAGCACCCGCUUCGCCUCCGUGCAGGUGCACAAGGGCGUGUGGAGCAUCCCGGAGGGCUGCGAGCAGGGGUCGCUGAGGGUGCGGAGGUCGACGGUCUCGCUCGACGGCACCGUGCUGGCGGAGACGGUGAACGUCAGCAUGCGGAAGCACCCGGAGAUGCCCAUCAGCUCCGUCACGCUCACCACCACCAUGCUCGCGCCGGACGCCCCCUCCGCGGUGCUCUCCCACGCCGCCAACCCCAGGCUGCAGCAGGCGGUCAGGGAGGAGACGCCGGUGCAGUGCCACCUGGUGCUCGGCCUCCCGCAGCCCAUCGCCUGCUACGGCGUGCCCGGCGACAUCGUGGAGGGAGCGCCCGGCUGCCCCGUCCAGCAGGGCAUUGCGGGGUUGGUUGGGCUGAAGACGCAGUGCAGGCUGUCCGGGCAGGGGUUCGGGCAGGGACCCGCCGAGGGCAUCCUGACCCUCCUCAACCGCGAGCUCGGCAACGUCUCCUCCACCUUUGGGAUCUGCAACGAGGACCAGCUCAAGGCCGCCGUGUUCAACGGGUCGGGGAUGGAUGUGGUGGUGGUGUCUUCGCUCACCUGCUUGCCGGUGUGA